Messenger RNA from Ahaetulla prasina, 1494 nucleotides. It is a transcript of the gene RPUSD4, whose product is annotated as RNA pseudouridine synthase D4. The transcript is spliced from 7 exons. NCBI's taxonomy places the organism in Eukaryota, Metazoa, Chordata, Lepidosauria, Squamata, Colubridae. The record is from RefSeq and is a predicted model, not a curated record. Gene Ontology annotation, molecular function: pseudouridine synthase activity; RNA binding. Gene Ontology annotation, biological process: pseudouridine synthesis. Bases 32 to 1111 code for a protein of 359 amino acids.
CUUUCUGACGUCACCUGGGAAGGAAAGGAAAAUGGCCGUCCGAAAUGUUCCGUGCUCUUUUCUACGAGCGGCUGUUCGGAGUUUUGCCCAUAGUCCAGCCGCGGCCGCUUCGGUAACCGCCGAGCAGAUGGCGGAGAAGCUGCGGGAACAGAAGAAGCCAAAAGCGGUCCCGGAGGUUCCAAAAGACCGAGUAUUGAGGCGAGUGCAAGAAUAUGUUCAGCAGACCCGAUGCUUCCAGCAGCUCCAUCCUAACGUCCUAGCCAAGGUUCUCAAAAAAGGAAUCCUCUAUUCGAAUAAAGAUAUUGUAGUAAUAAACAAGCCAUAUGGACUUCCUGUCCAUGGUGGCCCUGGAGUGAAGACAUGCAUUACAGAUGUGCUGCCAAUACUGGCCAAGAUGUUAGAUGGCAUGAAAGCUGAACCUCUGCAUUUAUGUCACCGACUGGACAAAGAAACUACUGGUGUGAUGGUCUUAGCAAAAGAUGAGAUGAUUGCACACCGAGUCCAAGAGAUGUUCAAAACCCGUCAGGUGGAAAAGAAAUACUGGGCAAUUUGUAUUGGAAAACCAGAGCCAGAAGAGGGGCUGGUGGACAUUCCCAUUAUGGAGAAAGAAGUGGAGAGCCACCAGUCGCAUUUCAAAAUGACACUUGCACCAAAUUAUCGUGUAUCUUUAGAAGACAAAAAGUUGCGCAAAGUGCACCGCAACAAAGAUGCUCACUUAGCAGUGACCCGGUAUCGUGUGCUAAGCAGCUGGUCUACUUGUUCUCUCAUUGAAUUGGAACCAAUCACAGGAGUGAAGCAUCAACUCAGAGUCCAUUUGGCUUAUGGCUUAGGUUGCCCAAUCCUUGGGGAUCACAAAUAUUCUCACUGGAGCAAGCUAGCACCACAGAAACUCUCUCUAGGUACACUGAAGAAACUGGGUUUGGAACAAGUCAAAGCCCGUUACCUCCCUCUCCACCUACAUGCCUGCGAGCUGACCCUGCCUCCGAUAAACGGCAAUGAGGAGCAGAAAAUCCACUUAUUUUGCAAGCCAACCGUCUUCUUCAAGCUCUCCUUAAAACGGCUAAAGCUAGAAUUUCCAAAAUCGGAACAAAAAGAAACUAAGACUGAUUAGCUGACAAACUUCCUGUCAUUUCCUGACUUUAUAAAGCCAUGGGAGGAUCCCGUGAAAGGGGAAAUACCUGGCACCAGAUGUUCUCAGCUGUGGAAUCACAACAUAUGCUUCUCUGGAAGCUUGCAGCCUUUCGGAGAAAUCUCUCCUGCCUGGCAGCUGAAAAUAGAACCGAGAAAUGGUCAGAGAUCUUCCAGGGCCUGUAUGCUGGUUUCAGCUGAAGUUGGAAGAUUUGGAAGGAUUCAUAACAUUUAUAUGAGCUGCUAUACCUGGAAUAAGAGUUAACUGGGCACAUUUUUUCAGUAUUUGAGAGUCAACAUAUACUUGACUUUCAACCAAACAGAGUUAAAUGGUUUACUUAAAUAAAAGAUGUGGCCUGUGCUGAA